UCUCCCAGUUUGUGUACACUUACGCACACGCGCGCGCACACACAUAUACACGGGCGCGAGCGCGAACUUGUCAGGGCGUAUUUAUAAUGUGGAGGUUUUUCAAGCCGAGCCUGAGGAACAUCUUUAGCACAAACAUCAGGAUGUCGUCUGAACAGCUGGGAGAGCUUGGGAAAGGCGCAGGGAAGGGAGGAGGAGGAGGCGGCGCAAUCAGGGAGGCAGGAGGAGCGUUUGGAAAGAGGCAGGCUGUCGAGGAAGAGAUGUACUUCAAGAAGAAGGAGCAGGAACAGAUAGCUGCUCUGAGACAACACCAUCAGGAAGAAAUCAAUCACCACCAGAAGGAGAUCGAGCGUAUUCAAGAAGAGAUCAGUCGCCACGAGGGCAAAAUUCGCCAAUUAAAAAAGCAUGAUGGAGACUAGUGCAAAGGAGUACGAUUAUAAGAGCUCUUUGCCAGCUCUUUCAACUAACAGUGUUACAAGUUUGAUGGGUUUUUGUAAGUUUUAUUAGUUAUGCAUGAUUGUUAAAAUAGAAUAAAAGAAGGCAAACUGAUUCACCAAGA
This is a messenger RNA of Ictalurus furcatus (blue catfish), 556 nucleotides long. It is a transcript of the gene atp5if1b, whose product is annotated as ATP synthase inhibitory factor subunit 1b. The record is from RefSeq and is a predicted model, not a curated record. Gene Ontology annotation, cellular component: mitochondrion. The coding region runs from base 87 to 416 and encodes 109 amino acids. NCBI's taxonomy places the organism in Eukaryota, Metazoa, Chordata, Actinopteri, Siluriformes, Ictaluridae. Gene Ontology annotation, molecular function: ATPase inhibitor activity. The transcript is spliced from 3 exons. Gene Ontology annotation, biological process: negative regulation of ATP-dependent activity.